Messenger RNA from Rhagoletis zephyria (snowberry fruit fly), 683 nucleotides. RefSeq names its product keratin, type II cytoskeletal 5-like. The record is from RefSeq and is a predicted model, not a curated record. Lineage: Eukaryota; Metazoa; Arthropoda; Insecta; Diptera; Tephritidae.
UUGAGCUAGCAGUAGUACAAAAACAAUCCGAUUCCUUAGGAGAGCCGGCGGACUAUCAAUUACAAUUUGUAGAAAAGCGCAGUUUUAAAAAUUUAAUUCAUUUGUGUCUGCCCAGUCGAGCGGCUCCUUUAAAUGUGGUAUUAUUCUAUAUGAGCAGCAGGUUAGAUGCAAUACAGACAAGAAACCAAUCGCAAGAACAUCAAAUACAGGCACUACAACAGGAAGUUGAAAUGCAUUUACGUACAAUUGAACAAUUGAAUGGGGAUAAUAGUAAACUAAAAGAAGCCCUGAUUGAUAAUAGUCGAAAUUUAAAUCAACGGCAUUCAGAAGAAUUACAGCAUUUGCAAGAGAGCUUACGAAAAGCAUCUGAGCAGAGACACCUCGAUAAUGAACGUAGUCAAAAGACGAUUACGGCACUACAAUUGCAAGCGGAUAAAUUAAUAGCUGAGAAGAACAAUCUGCUUUCUGAGAAAAUAAAGGAACAAAAACGCUUCGAGUUGCUUAAUGAGGAAUUGGCUGGCGCCAAAUCACAGAGUUCAACAUUGAAGGAACAAAUAGAAAGACUACACGCUGAAAUAUCGAAAUUGAAAAAUACGGAGCGUAAAAAUGAAAUGCAUUUAACCGAUGCGCGCAAUCAUAUAUCGGAGAUGCAGGAGAAGUUUAAAAAAUAUGAUAAAGCUAAA